AUGAACAAGUUGAGUCGGUUACUUACACACCUGUAUGCAAUCCUUUCUAUUGAUCCCAGUCUCUAUGUCUUUGUGUGGUCAACUUUUUUCAUUUCUCUCUAUCUUUCCUUUUGUAUAUUAUGUUUUCCACAUAUUUUAUCUUUCCUUUCUGCCAUUUUGACUAAAAUCAUUCCAUUUACAUCAUUGCUUUCUGUUUUCUUGUGUCCAUUAUUUUCUCACUCCUUCUUUUGUUUUUUAUCUCCUUUGUCCCCAUUGCUCCUUGUCUUUCCUUUACUCUAUCAACCUCCCCUUCGUCUAUUCUAUCAAUUCCUCUUCAUAUUGCUGCUCUUUCACCUCCCCUUCAUCUCACCUCUCUUUCACCUCCCCUUCAUCUCACCUCUUUUUCACCUCCCCCUUCAUCUCACCUCUUUUUCACCUUGCCUCUCUUUCACCUCCUCUUCAUUUCAGCUCCCUUUCACAACCUCUUCAUCUCACCUCUCUUUCACUUCUUCCUCACCUCUCUUUCACUUCUUCCUCACCUCUCUUUCACUUCUUCAUCUCACCUCUCUUUCACCUCCUCUUCAUCUCGCCUCUCUUUCACCUCCUCUUCAUCUCGCCUCUCUUUCACCUCCUCUUCAUCUCGCCUCUCUUUCACCUCCUCUUCAUCUCACCUCUCUUUCUUCUCCUCUUCAUCUCUCCUCUCUUUCACCUCCUCUUCAUCUCUCCUCUCUUUCACCCCCUCUUCAUCUCGCCUGUCUUUCACCCCCUCUUCAUCUCGCCUGUCUUUCACCCCCUCUUCAUCUUGCCUGUCUUUCACCCCCUCUUCAUCUCGCCUCUCUUUCACAACCUCUUCAUCUUGUCUCUCUUUCUUCUCUUCAUCUUGUCUCUCUUUCUUCUCUUCAUCUUGUCUCUCUUUCUUCUCUUCAUCUUGCCUCUCUUUCACCCCUUCAUCUCUCAUCUCUUUCACCUCCUCUUCAUCUUGCUUCUCUUUCAUCUCACUUCUCUUUCACCUCUUCAUCUCACUUCUCUUUCACUGCCUCUUCAUCUUUCCUUCUCUCUCUCUCUCUCUCAUUGUUUGGAUUUCUCUAUUUUCUCAUUGAUUUAUUUCCUUAUUUCUUUCUUAUUUUUCUCUUCUUUUCUCUUUUUCACUCCCUUUCACUUUCAUUGCAUAUUUUUCUCUUUCUUUCAUUCCCUUACUUUUUAUUCCAUUUUCCCUUUCUAUUGGCCUCUGUUUCUGGAACAUUUUUUUUUAAUUCUUUUUCAUUUCUCCUUUCAAUCUGUCCAUUUUUUUCUUCUUUUCCUUCCUUAUUCUAUUUUUUUCUUUUCCCCAUUUUCUAUUACUCACCUCAUAUUCACCUGUCUCAUAUUCACCUGUCUUUGUUCCAAUCAUUGGCUUCUGUGUCACCACCUGCCAUAGACCCUCAUGGUAAGAGACUCUUCAUUCAGCUUUGUGGAUGCUCUUUCAGUUUACCUAUUUAUCUACCACAAAAAAAAAUUCCUUACUUUCUUCACAUCAUCCAGUCUUUUAUUUUACUAGAAAAUGACAGCUGUAUGUAUUUGUCUCUUGGUAGGUAG
Acanthosepion pharaonis is the source of this 1554-nucleotide messenger RNA. NCBI's taxonomy places the organism in Eukaryota, Metazoa, Mollusca, Cephalopoda, Sepiida, Sepiidae. The record is from the annotation of a GenBank genome assembly.